Messenger RNA from Schizosaccharomyces octosporus yFS286, 2447 nucleotides. Its product is annotated as transcription factor. The transcript is spliced from 2 exons. Gene Ontology annotation, molecular function: DNA-binding transcription factor activity, RNA polymerase II-specific; transcription cis-regulatory region binding; zinc ion binding. Gene Ontology annotation, biological process: regulation of DNA-templated transcription. The coding region runs from base 530 to 2179 and encodes 549 amino acids. The record is from RefSeq and is a predicted model, not a curated record. Gene Ontology annotation, cellular component: nucleus. Lineage: Eukaryota; Fungi; Ascomycota; Schizosaccharomycetes; Schizosaccharomycetales; Schizosaccharomycetaceae.
GACGAAUAUGCGAAACUCGUUUUUUGAAUGUUAUAAUAGUAAAGAAUACUACUAGAAUAUGUUGUACCUAUGUUGGUAAAUUUCUCUGUCGAAGGAUUCUCCUUUUUUUAGGUUGUCGUCUAUUUUCUUCCUCUUUUUUUUUUUAAUAAAUAAUUACCUAAAGGACUGUAUCUGAACAGAUACUUUCAUUUCCAUCCGCAAUAGUGGAAUCUUGCUUCUUUUGUAUCAUCGAGUUUUAACUAAAUACGAACGAUCGAUCUCGCUUUCACCGGUAUAAUAUAAAUUAAAAAUUUUAGCUGGAAAGUUCAAUUAUUCUGGUCAUCCUGAAGAUCAAACUUAAAAAAAGAACUGUUUGGGGGAAUUUACGAUAUUUUGGGAUAGGCAGGCUUUCAAGCAGAUAUCCAUAUUCAACUUUUGGUAUACCUAAACAUUAACAAGCAUCUUGUGCCGAUUGCUUGGAUUCUCUCUGCUAAUGAGUUCUUUUUUUUUGCACGCAUACUACUAAUAAAACAAACUUGAAGGGUCCUUAAUGAAUGGAAUGAAAGCCCAACAUCCAUCUAGCAUUCUUAUGCUCAAACGGAAAAGAGCAUUGGAAGCUUGUGACUCUUGCAGAAAACAGAAAACACGAUGUCUCGCUGGACCACCUGACGAUGAAGAUCGCACUUGUUUGCGGUGUCGUUCUUUACAAUUAGAAUGUAGCUUGGCUAAAUCUAGCCAGACUCUCCGCAAGCCAGAUGGCGACACCUUGGAAUCUUCAGCAGCAACCAUUCUCAAUGUAAAUCUUGAAAAAAGACUCAAAGUUUUGGAAAAGGCCGUAAGCUCUCUUUCAACAUCAGCCCUCCAUACACAACCGACUUACCCUUCUGAAGACAUAUACCUCAAUGGUAUUCUCUCCCUUGAGGAAAUUGAGCUGUUAUUAGACAUUUUCAUUGAGCGCUAUGGUAAGCGUUGGCUAUCACUUAAUUGUAGUGGUGCUGAAUACCUUGAGUUUCUUUACCGGAAAUCUCACCUUAUGCUUGUAACAGCUUGCGUUACAGCUCUUCGGCACAACCCUUCUCUUAAGGCACGCGUGUAUUCACAGUUACUUGAUAUAGUUGAUCGCCUCGUUUCACAGGAAUUACUUACUGCAUCACCAUCUCUGCAAUUUUUUGAAGCUGUCUCUAUAUUAUCUUUAUAUCAACCUCUUCGCUAUGUCCAAAAACAAGAUCUUUGGCUUCUUAGCGGGUUUUCCCUACGGCACCGCAUCCUCUCAAAUACCCAAGGGUGGUUUAAUGGAUUCGUAGGUUCUCGAUCAACCCUUACUUAUUUAGAUAUUGUUCCUGCCCGUACUUGGAAUCAUCUUUGCCAUGCUCAUUUACUCGUGUGCAUAGGAUAUCGUCGACAUGCUAUGCUUGAAGAAACAACAUUUGAUGAAUGUAGAAAUAUUUUGACUAACUGCAAAGCUAAUGAAUUUGAUGGAAAUAUCCUUGGUAUGUUGUCUGUUUACUCCUUGUUGUAUCGUUUGCUUCGUUCGUCCUUUGAUUUAGAUUAUGCCGUUUUUCAGCUCGAAGAAUGGCGAAAGGAAUGGUGCCAUCUAUGGGAACAACCUGAACCAUUAUAUUCACAGGUUGCUUAUUUUUAUGCUUACAACGUUAUUUAUGAAAUUGGCAUCCAAAUGACCUCGGAUUCGAAGCAUUUCACUAAUAUUGCAAAAUACGUUAGUAUGCUUGAAACAUAUGCUUUAAAAACUGUUGAUUCUAUUUUUGAACUCUCUGCUUAUGAUAUGUCUCGUUGUUCCGACCACGUUUUGUUUCAUGUGGCCUUUGCCUGUGCUAGUAUGCUACGAUUAAUGUAUGCCGCGAAAACCAAAGACAUCGGUUCUCUAGCUGUUCAAACAGAACUUUUGAAUGAAGUUGUCACAAAAGCAUGGAAAUGGCUCUUAUUGAUUAGCGUCGAUCAAUAUCAUCUGGCUACCAAAUUCGCUACCUACUUAAAAGAGUACCAGGCUACUGUCAACGACGUGGACCCAGAAACGUUCCUUUCUUCCUCCAAAACAGGUUCUUCUAUCGUUCCUUCUCCUUCUGAUCCAACUACAGCCCCGUCCACAUGGUAUAGAGGCCCACCUCGGGCGGUAUCCGAUGCAACACUGCAAGCAUUAAAGCCAUAUAAUUUAGGAGUGGCUACUGUGGAACACGGUUAAUACUGUUGUCUCAUUCUUUUCUUUGAAUGAUAAAAUUCUUUCCUUUUCUUUGUAUAAUGGUAUGUAACAAAAAAACAAGAGGGAUCAGGGUACCGCGGAAGAGCCACGGAAAUAUGAAUGAAGUGUAUAACUAAGUAUCAGACUUUGUUCAUAUAUAUGAAACAAAAAUUCCUGAAAUAUGCCCUUUUAUUUUACAAAUAUUAUCGUUUUCGUAUCCAAUUAUUCUCGCUCUUGUGUGUCGCAUUCCCGUCUCCAUCUUAAUCCUUGU